Messenger RNA from Triticum aestivum (bread wheat), 798 nucleotides. RefSeq names its product putative ATP synthase protein YMF19. The coding region runs from base 293 to 763 and encodes 156 amino acids. The transcript has a single exon. NCBI's taxonomy places the organism in Eukaryota, Viridiplantae, Streptophyta, Magnoliopsida, Poales, Poaceae. The record is from RefSeq and is a predicted model, not a curated record. Gene Ontology annotation, cellular component: membrane; mitochondrion.
AGCACAAAAGCAAAUGAUGGGGCGAACGAGGCAGGCCCGUCUUCUUCGCGGAAGCGUAAAAGGUGGGAUGAUGAUUCGGGGUCCGAAGAUGAUGAUUCGGGGGGCCCCGGGGAAUCUCCAGAUCCAGUGGAAAUCGUUUACGAAGGGGAUGCACAAGGGUACAACUGGGAGGGGAAUUAGGUUGGCCGCCAACUUCGCCUGCCUUUCUAUCUGAGUUCUUCCCUCUUGAUGCUUUCGAACGACUCCUAAAUUUCACAAAAUCCUUUUUUUCUUAUUUGAAAUCCAAAUCGAAAUGCCUCAACUUGAUAAAUUAACUUAUUUCUCACAAUUCUUCUGGUUAUGUCUUCUCCUCUUUACUUUUUAUAUUCUCUUAUUUAAUAAUAAUAAUGGAAUACUUGGAAUUAGUAGAAUUCUCAAACUACGGAACCAACUGCUUUCGCACCGGGGGGGCGAGAUCCGGAGCAAGGACCCUAAGAAUCUGGAAGAUAUCUCGAGAAAAGGUUUUAGCACCGGUCUCUCAUAUAUGUACUCCAGUUUAUCCGAAGUAUCCCAAUGGUGUAAGACCGUCGACUAUUUGGGAAAAAGGAGGAAAAUCACUCUGAUCUCUGAUUUCGGAGAAAUAAGUGGCUCACGAGGAAUGGAGAGACAGAUUCUCUAUUUGAUCUCGAAGUCCUCAUAUAACACUUCUUCCAGUCGGAUCACUUGUUGGAAAAACAUAAUGCUCACACAUGUUCCACACGGGCAAGGAAGCAUAAUAUCAUGAAAGCCGUCUGAUAAUCUUUCUAUAGGUUCCCCAAA